This is a messenger RNA of Epinephelus lanceolatus (giant grouper), 773 nucleotides long. Its product is annotated as microsomal glutathione S-transferase 1-like. Gene Ontology annotation, molecular function: glutathione transferase activity. NCBI's taxonomy places the organism in Eukaryota, Metazoa, Chordata, Actinopteri, Perciformes, Serranidae. Gene Ontology annotation, cellular component: mitochondrion; membrane. The record is from RefSeq and is a predicted model, not a curated record.
UUGUAGUGGUCCCGCCUCCUGAGUUUCUGGGUGAUGGGUCAGUUUGUUUUUCUGCAACAGAUCGAGACUUGCUUCACUUCUGCAGAGUCACCACAGGAGUUGCAGACCAGCAGAGAUGGCAAAGCUCAUGGAAGAUGAGGUAUUUAUGGCUUUCACCACCUAUGCAACUAUUGUCAUUCUGAAGAUGAUGCUGAUGGCGCCUAUGACUGCAUACCACCGCAUAACCAAAGGGGCUUUCGCAAAUGAGGAAGAUGUAGCUAUGAAGUCUGCAGAGGAGAGGAAGAAGCUGCUGAGAACCGAUUCAAAUGUAGAGCGAGUCCGAAGGUGUCAUCUGAAUGACCUGGAGAACGUUGUUCCCUUCGUGUUGGUUGGCCUGCUCUACGCUCUGACUGGACCCGACCUCUCAACUGCUCUGCUUCACUUCCGCGUCUUUGCUGGCUCUCGGAUCUUCCACACCAUCUCCUAUGUCUACGCCUUCCCUCAGCCCUGCAGGGGUCUGUCCUUUAUGGUGGGCAUGCUGGUCAACAUGUCCAUGGUUUACAGGGUGCUUAACACAGUUCUCUUGCUUUAGAGACAAUUCUGGACGGGAAGACCUUGACCUCUUAAUCACAAGCUCAUCAUUCUAACAUGAAACCUGAAUCUGUGUUUUACUUUACUCUUGCUGCAGCUAUCUGUGAGCUUGACUAUGAAAUGUCCAUUGCACUUACUCUUUGCAUUUCCCAGAACCACUGUCAUGGAUGGAGGAGGUGUUUUGAAUAAAGCUUUCUAUCAAC